This is a messenger RNA of Cyprinus carpio (common carp), 1241 nucleotides long. RefSeq names its product ribonuclease inhibitor-like. The record is from RefSeq and is a predicted model, not a curated record. The transcript has 4 exons. NCBI's taxonomy places the organism in Eukaryota, Metazoa, Chordata, Actinopteri, Cypriniformes, Cyprinidae. The coding region runs from base 17 to 403 and encodes 128 amino acids.
UAGCAAACUGGAGACAAUGAAGCUGAAAAAUUGUGAGCUGAUAGAGAAAAGCUGUUCAGUUCUAGCUACUGUUCUCUCCUCCAAAACCAUCCUGAAAGAGAUGAACCUGAACAACAGUCGUCUGCUGGACUCAGGAGUCAAAGAGAUCUGUGAGGGACUGAAGAAUCCUCUGUGUGAGCUGAAGAUACUCAAACUUUCAGACUGCAGUAUCACAGAAGAAGGUUAUAAAGCUCUGGCUUCAGCUCUGAGAUCAAACCCUUCACACCUGAUAGAGCUGGAUCUCACAGGAAAUGAUCCUGGACAAUCAGGAGUGAAGCAGCUCAGUGAUUUACUACAGGUUAAAAACUGUAAACUAAAACUGAGGAUUUUGACUCCUGCUGCAGAUGAAGCCUGUCAUAUGUGAAUAGAAUUAUGGGUAGUAAUCCCUUACUUCUGAGAGAGCUGAAUCUGAGUGGACAUAAACUUGACACAAAAUUUGUGAAUUAUCUUGCUGCUCUACUGGAGGACAAACACUGUCAAUUCAACAAACUUCAGUGAGUAUUUCACAUAAAUUUCAAAUUUAUACUUUGUUUUGGAAGUAUUAGGCCCUCUUUAUAUUAAGUGUCAUCAGCCACUAUGUACUAACAUUUAAACUGAUAAAGUUCUCUUGGCCACCUGCUCACAACUGCUGUUUUUUAACUUAUUUAGAUUUAGAACUGUCUCUUUACAGCCACAUCAACAGAUGUUUUUAUGCGUGCACUUCAACUUUGCCUCAGCGCCAGACACAAGUCAAAAGACUGCCAGAAAGGUAUAGGUCAGGGUUCCUCAAUUAGUUUUCACCGAGGGCCGAAUUCUGCCAACAAUACCAAUUCAAGGGCCACUGAGCUAUAUAUAUAUUUUUAUACUUAGAUUUUUUGGGGGGAUCAAACUGUAACACCGUGUGUCUCAACCAGACGUGAUGCGACACGAUAAAAAGCAUCUUUUCCAUUUAGUUUUUGGCACUGCGAACCAACAUCCAUAACAAAGAUGGCAUCAGUCAGUCACUCACUCACUCACUCACUCAAAACUGUUCAGUCCAUUCACAUUUGAAUCAUCUAUUUUCAAUGUCCACUUUUAUUUACUUCUCACUGGCCAUGUUUUUGCUGUUACAUCAUAUCUACACUGGACGUGACAAAACAUUGCAAAUCAUUUGAACUUUGUGUCAGUACAUCAUAAAGAGAACGAGUCAUCAGCUUUCUGUGAGUUUUGUCGCGCCACGCUGC